AACGCUCCAUCUCUCUCUGCGCUUCGAUCCUGUGUUUCUCUCUUAUGGCGUCUAGGACAGCGAUUUCUGUCCAGCCGGGGAGGUUUAGGGUUUUGAAAGAAGGAAGGAGACGCUCUGAUGGCGCAGUAGGACCCGUGGUUUACUGGAUGUUCAGAGAUCAACGGUUGAGGGACAACUGGGCUCUGAUCCACGCCGUCGACCAGGCGAACCGCGCGAAUGUGCCCGUCGCGGUGGCCUUCAAUCUGUUUGAUCAGUUUCUGGGUGCGAAAGCGAGGCAGCUGGGAUUUAUGCUCCGAGGAUUGAAGCAGCUGCACCGAGAGAUUGAGGAGAAUCUUCGGAUCCCCUUCUUCUUGUUUCAGGGCGAUGCCGAUGAGACUAUUCCAAAGUUCCUUAAAGAAUGUGGGGCUUCACUUUUGGUUACAGAUUUUUCACCCUUGAGAAAAAUUCGCCGGUGUAAGGAGGAAAUCUGUGAGAGAGUCGAUGAUUCAGUGACUGUACAUGAAGUUGAUGCGCAUAAUAUUGUACCUGCUUGGGUGGCAUCACAGAAGUUGGAAUACAGUGCUAGAACAAUUAGGGGAAAGAUUAAUAAAAUGCUUCCAGAGUAUCUGAUUGAUUUCCCUACCCUGCAACCAUCAAGUAGAAGAUGGGAUGACACCAAUCGAUCAAUUGAUUGGGACACUCUUAUUGCAGAUAUCCUGAGGAAAGGAGCCGAAGUUCCUGAACUCGGUUGGUGUAAGCCUGGGGAAAGUGCUGCACUGGAUGUAUUGAUGGGAAGUGAAAAUGGUUUUCUGACAAAAAGAUUGAGAAAUUAUAAUGCAGACCGAAAUAAUCCAUUGAAACCCAAGGGGCUUUCUGGACUUUCUCCAUAUUUGCAUUUUGGCCAGAUAUCUGCCCAACGCUGUGCUCUAGAGGCACAUAAAGUGCGGAAAAGCUAUCUUCAGGCAGUAGAUGCAUUCUUGGAGGAGUUGAUUGUGAGGAGAGAACUUGCUGACAACUAUUGUUUCUAUCAGCCUCAUUAUGAUUCAUUAAAGGGGGCAUGGGAGUGGGCAAGGAAGACAUUGAUGGAUCAUGCCUCUGACAAGCGAGAGCCUUUCUACACGAGGGAGCAGUUGGAGAAAGCUCUAACAGCUGAUCCACUUUGGAAUGCCUCUCAGCUUGAGAUGGUGUACCAUGGGAAAAUGCAUGGUUUCAUGAGAAUGUACUGGGCCAAAAAGAUUCUUGAGUGGACAAAAGGACCUGAAGAAGCACUUGAAACAGCCAUAUACUUGAAUGACAAGUAUGAAAUAGACGGACGGGAUCCCUGUGGUUAUGUGGGAUGUAUGUGGUCAAUAUGUGGUGUUCAUGACCAGGGUUGGCGAGAGAGACUGAUAUUUGGGAAAAUAAGAUACAUGAACUAUGCGGGGUGCAAGAGGAAAUUCGAUGUCGAUGGAUACGUUGCUUAUGUCAAGAAGCUGGUUGGCGAAGUGAAGAAAAGAAAGGCAGAAACCGAUUUAGAUAGAAAGCCAAAAAUCUCUGCAGCUAAUAUUUAUCUGUGAUUCUCAUUGUGUUUAGUAGUCCAGUAUCUCAGCUAAGUUUGUUUCUUAGGAUGCUCUGAUUGGAGAAAAAUAGGCUAGAUGAUUGUUUUUUUUUUUUUUUUGUGAACUUGGAGAGUCUCACCGGUUUAGGAUAUGGUGUAGUGAAUGAAGAUUAAGGCAGGAUCAUUCCUCAGGAUUUUCUUGAUCUUGACAUUGUUGUAUUACUAGCACUGGUUAGUAACCACCUUAUUGGGUAAAAUGUUAACCAUAUGAUUCUUACAUUGACAGGAAGUUAUGCGGCAAAGAGCUUUCUGCA
Rhodamnia argentea is the source of this 1830-nucleotide messenger RNA. RefSeq names its product deoxyribodipyrimidine photo-lyase. Bases 45 to 1535 code for a protein of 496 amino acids. Gene Ontology annotation, molecular function: deoxyribodipyrimidine photo-lyase activity. Gene Ontology annotation, biological process: photoreactive repair. The transcript has 9 exons. The record is from RefSeq and is a predicted model, not a curated record. Lineage: Eukaryota; Viridiplantae; Streptophyta; Magnoliopsida; Myrtales; Myrtaceae.